GUCCUCUCUGUAUCUCUGGCCUUUCAAGAGGACACUUUACGGCUCAGUUUCUUAGCUGAGGCACAGCAGCUAGAGCGUGAUGGAGAUCAGCAGCAGCAGCAACAGCAGGGAAAGUGGAACCGAGGCCACGGCUCCAGAUGCUCGGCACGGCGGCCCGGGCCGCCUGAACAUGAACCGCUACGCCAACAAGAAGAGCGUGGCUGAGAGCAUGCUGGACGUGGCGCUGCUGAUGGCCAACGCCUCGCAGCUAAAGGCCGUGCUGGAGCAGGGGCCGAGCUUCUCCUUCUACACUCCCACCAUCACCCUAAUCGGCAUCUCCCUCUGUCUGCAGGUCACAGUUGGGGUCCUGCUUAUCUUCAUAGUUCGAUGGAACCUGAAUGAUGAGCAGAAACACCCGACGCUGGACUGUAUGGAGAGCUUGGCCACGAGUUUAGUUUUUGUCAUCGUGGUGGUGAACGUCUUCAUCGCAGCCUUCGGGGUGCACAGGCCGAACCGCAGCGACUGAACAAGACUGCACACACAGGGGAGACAGAGGCAGAAAGGUGCUGCUCAGCGCUGCAAAUCUCCGGCAAUCAGAAACCUGAGCUCUCCUCCACACCUUUAAAGUACACACCAUCUCUGAUGUGGCCAUUUCCCUACUGAUUAUUUAUGUAAACGAACAGAGAGGGUUUCCAUUUCGCACACACUUCUUUCAGGGGCAGGCAAGUAAACAGCCCUUUAUUAACUUUAUUCAUCCAAUUAAUUUGACUGUCAUUAAUAUUUAAUGCGGCCUGCUUUGGACCGUCACUGUUUCAAAUCCCACUCCUCGUUCCCUCUUUGGUGAACUGAGUGAGGGAGCAGUGCCCUCUAGUGUUUUUAUUGAUGCACUUCAGUCAAUGAGGUAAAUGCUUUCACAUGAUUAUUAUGUUGACAAAGCUCGUAAACAAUGUCCUCUGGUAACUGCUCAUUUCCCCUGUGAACACAGCACUGUGUGCAGUAUUUAAUGACCUGGUUUUCUACAAAUAUCUGUGUCGCACCAUAUUAAAAAUAACACGCAACCAUGGA
Molecule: messenger RNA, 1044 nt
Organism: Mugil cephalus (flathead mullet)
Lineage: Eukaryota; Metazoa; Chordata; Actinopteri; Mugiliformes; Mugilidae
Product: ninjurin-1-like
Exons: 4
Coding region: 80-505 (141 amino acids)
Biological process (GO): tissue regeneration; cell adhesion
Cellular component (GO): membrane
Source: RefSeq, a predicted model, not a curated record